ACAAACAGAGCUAAUUGUGAAGCCUGAAUUUACUGUGCUCCACCCGCUGAAGUAAACUGUCAGGCCUGCUUAAAUCAAGAACCAGAAAUCUUUCUCACCCAAGACAACCAACAAAAAAAAGCAUCCCACCAGAAAGAGAUGGAAGAAUGGUGGAAAGCUAUGCCAAAGAUUGAACUACACGCACAUCUUAAUGGCUCCAUCCGGGACUCCACUUUGCUGGAACUUGCAAGAGAAUUGGGAGAUAAGGGAACUAUAGUUUUCUCAGAUUUUGAGCAGGUCAUCCUAAAACAUGAUCGUUCACUGGUUGAGGUUUUCAAGUUGUUCGAUUUGAUCCACCUUAUUACUACUGACCACAAAACUGUUACAAGAAUUACUAAGGAGGUAGUUGAAGAUUUUGCAGCUGAAAAUGUCGUGUAUUUGGAACUGAGAACAACUCCAAAGAGAAACGAUUCAAAAGGGAUGAGCAAAGAAUCAUACAUGCAAGCUGUUGUGGAAGGUUUAAGGGCCGUCAACAAUGUUGAUGUUGAUUUUGCUCAUAAACUAGAUGCAGAAGCUAUCGAAAAUUCUCAUCCUGCUAAUGAUAGAAAUAGUGGAAGUCGAAGGAAAAAGAUAUGUGUGAGACUUCUUCUAAGUAUUGACCGGCGUGAAUCAACGGAGGCUGCAAUGGAAACAGUUAAGCUUGCUCUACAAAUGAAGGAUUUAGGAGUUGUGGGAAUUGACCUUUCUGGCAAUCCUGUAAUUGGUGAAUGGCAAACAUUUUUGCCUGCUUUGAAGUUUGCCAAAGAGCAAGGACUUUCUGUAACUCUGCACUCUGGGGAGGUACCGAAUUCAGAGGAAGUGCAUGCAAUGCUAGAUUUUCUUCCUGGAAGAAUUGGCCAUGCCUGCUACUUUGAGGAAGACCAUUGGAGAAAAUUAAAGACAUUUAAGAUCCCGGUUGAGAUUUGUUUGACAUCGAACAUCAGAACAGAAACAAUCCCAUCGUUAGAUGUUCACCAUUUUGCUGAUUUGUAUAAUUCAGAACAUCCAGUUAGCCUCUGCACUGAUGACAUGGGGGUAUUUUCUACUAGCCUAUCACACGAGUACAGCCUUGCUGCUUCUGCAUUUGGUCUUGGAAUGAAGGAAAUGUAUACACUUGCAAGGGAUGCCAUAAACUUUAUUUUCGCGGGCAAUGAUGCGAAAGAGGAACUGAAGGAGAUAUUUGCCUCAGUUUCUAAGGAACUGAAGGCGUAAUCAGCGUUUACGAGCUUUAUGAUCUGCUGUUGGCACCAUUCAGAGACCAUUCACAGGAUAGGGAGAUAGUAUGCUCUAAAGUUCCUCAAAAUUGCAGAGAUCUAUUUGGCAUUGUUUUGUGUUAUUGCUGUUAUUUGCUUGAUUAUCCGCAAUGCCUCCCUCCUGUUUUAGUUAUUAUUUACUGUUGCUGCUCUUCAGGUUCUACAGUUGCCCAAAUUCAUAUUGUUUCCAGAAUGUUUCUAGAGAAGUAUUUUUUUUGCAUCUACUCCUGUGAUGUCUAACCUCUUUAUAAUUUGUACCCAUGGUACAGUCAUUCCAAUUAUUGCCUUUCCAUGCUAAAUUUCUUA
Messenger RNA from Coffea eugenioides, 1577 nucleotides. RefSeq names its product adenosine deaminase-like protein. Bases 139 to 1230 code for a protein of 363 amino acids. The transcript has 11 exons. Gene Ontology annotation, biological process: adenosine catabolic process; inosine biosynthetic process. Lineage: Eukaryota; Viridiplantae; Streptophyta; Magnoliopsida; Gentianales; Rubiaceae. Gene Ontology annotation, molecular function: adenosine deaminase activity. The record is from RefSeq and is a predicted model, not a curated record.